CAAACUAACACCGUAAAUGCCUUUUCCUUCUACGGGAAGGCUCUUUAUCAAACCCCCCACCCCUUCAUUUACCUUAUUUCAUUACUGGAUAAAAACGUAGUUGUCUCCUUCUUAAGCCGUGGUUUUGCUUCGACUAGCGAUCCAAUUUACCCUAAAGUUAUCAGAUUGCCCUCUGCAAUGCACGGCUAGGCGGGGCCGAGGGAGUGGGCAUCGAUACCAUUCAUAGGCCUUUCUUCCUUUAGGAGUAAAGAGUUGAAUGGCAAAAAAGAGCCUCCGCGAAAAAUGUGUCGCAGCCCCAGUUGAAGGAGUCAACGUGCAGGCUGUUAAGGACCUCAAGUCAUUAGCAUCAGCUGCUUCACUAAAGGGGUAAGCCAGCGCCUCUAAGUGGCAUAACGCACAAACGAGGCUCCCGAGACCGCGAUGGAAGCUCCAUCCACUCAUCCACCACCCGCUGGCUGUGAAAGUCUCCCCGCAGCCCAUCUUGGUAAUCAUUUUUUACUUGGAUUCACCCGCACGCCCUCCGCCACCCCGAGGUUUUAGAAUCCCGCUGCUCUCAACGUGGACCCACUCCAGGACUACGCAGAACAUGCCAGGCUGAGCGUAGACGACAGCAACACCAACACCUCUUGACAUGGAAAUACACUGAUACAAUAGACGAGAGAAGCACGGGAUUGCCUCUCCCGAUUUCAGGUGGCCUUAUCUGGGCGAUUCAAUCCUGAUCAUAAUCCUGUGAUGGAGGAUUCAGGCAUCCAGCGAGGCAUCUGGGAUGGAGAUGCCAAGGCUGUCCAACAAUGUCUGACAGAUAUUUUUACCAGUGUUUACACCACCUGCGACAUUCCUGAGAAUGCUAUAUUCGGUCCCUGCGUCCUGAGCCAUACCUCCCUGUAUGACAGCAUAGCUUUCAUAGCUCUCAAGUCCACUGACAAGAGAACAGUCCCCUAUAUCUUCCGGGUAGACACUUCAGCGGCAAAUGGUUCCUCAGAAGGUCUUAUGUGGCUGCGGCUGGUCCAAUCAGCCAGAGAUAAAGAAGAGCAGAAUCUCGAAGCCUAUAUCAAAAACGGACAGCUGUUUUACCGAUCUCUCCGCAGGAUUGCCAAAGACGAGGAGUUGCUAGUUUGGUACGGGAAAGAACUGACUGAGUUGCUCUUACUCUGCCCCUCUAGAUCCCACAGCAAAAUGAAUGGGUCGUCCCCUUACACAUGCCUGGAAUGCAGCCAACGUUUCCAGUUUGAGUUCCCCUACGUGGCGCAUCUGCGCUUCCGCUGCCCCAAGAGACUUCCCAGCGCGGAUCUGAGCCCUCCAGACGAGCAGGGCGGUGGCGUGGGCACCAAGGACCACGGGGGCGGCGGUGGUGGCAAGGACCAGCAGCAGCAGCAGCAACAGGACGCACCGUUGGGUCCGGGGCCCAAAUUCUGCAAAACCGGCCCCAUUCACCACUACCCGGCGCCCUCUCCCGAGGGCAGCAAUCCGCCUUCGGUUGGCGGCGGUGGCUGCAGCGCGAAGCCAUCCACGGAUUUUCACAACCUCGCCCGGGAGCUGGAAAACUCCGGGGGCGGCAGCAGCUGCUCCCCAGCGCGGAGCCUCAGCGGCGGCGGCGGCCACCAGGAGGCGGAGCUGAGCCCCGAGGGCACCGCCACUGGCGGCAGCAAAGGGAAGAGGAAAUUCCCCGAGGAGGGGGCAGAGGGCGGUGGCGGCCCGGGGCUGGUGGGGGGCCGGGGCCGCUUCGCCGAGCGGCCCCUGCCCGCCUCCAAGGAGGACCUGGUUUGCACGCCGCAGCAGUACCGCGCGUCGGGCAGCUACUUUGGCCUGGAGGAGAGCAGCCGCCUCUUCGCGCCGCCCAGCCCCGAGACGGGCGAGGCGAAGCGCAGCGCCUUCGUGGAGGUGAAGAAGGUGGCCCGGGCGGCCGGGCUGCAGGAGGACGCGCCGGCGGACACGGCGGGCACGGCCGCGGAGGACCCGGACACGGGCGGCGGCGCCUCCACGCCGGUGGCCGCGUCGCCGGUCGGCGCAGAGAAGCUGCUGGCCCCGCGCCCCGGGGGCCCGCUCCCCGGCCGGCUAGAGGGUGGCAGCCCCGCCCGGGGCAGCGCCUUCACCUCGGUGCCGCAGCUGGGGGGCGUGGGUGGCACCAGCGCAGGGGGUGGAGCGGGCGCGGGGGCGGCGGGCGGCGCGGGCGGCGGGCAGGGCGCGGCGUCCGACGAGCGCAAAAGCGCCUUCUCGCAGCCCGCGCGCUCCUUCUCGCAGCUGCCCCCCUUGGUGCUGGGCCAGAAGCUGGGCGCGCUGGAGCCGUGCCACCCUGGCGACGGCGUGGGCCCCACCAGACUCUACCCCUCCGCCGGUGACCCUUUGGCCGUGAAGCUCCAGGGGGCAGGGGACCUGAACGGCGCUUGCGGGGCCCUGCCGAGCGCCGGCGGGGGGCUGCCCAAGCAGAGCCCCUUCCUCUACGCCACUGCCUUCUGGCCCAAGAGCUCCGCUGCUGCCGCGGCUGCGGCCGCUGCGGCUGCGGGGCCCCUGCAGCUGCAGCUGCCCUCGGCGCUCACCCUGCUGCCACCCUCCUUCACCUCGCUGUGUCUGCCCGCCCAGAACUGGUGCGCCAAGUGCAAUGCCUCCUUCCGCAUGACCUCCGACCUGGUGUACCACAUGAGGUCGCAUCACAAAAAGGAGUAUGCCAUGGAGCCCUUGGUGAAGCGGCGGCGGGAGGAGAAACUCAAGUGCCCCAUUUGCAACGAGUCCUUCAGGGAGCGCCACCACCUCUCCAGGCACAUGACCUCGCAUAAUUGACACGGAGAGGAUGGACCCCAGGUCUCCAGGCACGCACAAGCACAGACAAGCCACCUACAGGAACAAGCACCAGGACCUCCACCACUUCCUCGGGACCGCUGCACCCAGAGAUAGACGCACCCAUGCAUACAGCUACACACGGCGCCCCUUCUCAGUCACACGUCUGCCCAAGACCUAUACACACACGCGCACACGCACGCACACACACGCACGCACACACACGAGACAGAACGGUGGGUUAGAUUGGGUGGGUAGGGGUUUUCUUUUGAAUGCACGCAUUUUCACUUUCCCAAAAGCAAAGGUACAUUUUUUAAAAUGUCAUAUAUUGCAACAUAUUGAUGCAUUUGUCAUACGUUUCUACUUAAAUUAUUAAGCACUUACGGUUUAGAUGUAAUAAUUAUAUGUAAGGGCAAAAUUUAUUUUAGAUAUAAAGUUAAGGAGGGUGAGAUGCUUUCUGCAUUUCUUGAUGACAGAUUGUGUUCUUACAAAAAUAAACAAAAUGAAUAAAAAAAAGGGGGUUACGUUCAUUAAGUUUCCAGGGGGAAGUGCAUGUAUCAUGAAAUGAUUAUGGACUUCAAUGAAGAAUGUUAUCAUUAUGUAAAUAUGUAUUUCCUUUUAAUACAAAGUGUAAUUUUUGUGCCAGUGAAAUGGAGUCUGAAUAGCUAUGUGUUUCUUUUAUCCCUGGAAAGAUUUAUUAAACUUUAUAGAUUAUCCGGGUAUGUUGGAUGCUUUGACAAUAAAUAACUAUUUUCUUCAAA
This is a messenger RNA of Talpa occidentalis (Iberian mole), 3536 nucleotides long. It is a transcript of the gene PRDM8, whose product is annotated as PR/SET domain 8. The coding region runs from base 733 to 2778 and encodes 681 amino acids. Gene Ontology annotation, molecular function: protein binding. NCBI's taxonomy places the organism in Eukaryota, Metazoa, Chordata, Mammalia, Eulipotyphla, Talpidae. The record is from RefSeq and is a predicted model, not a curated record. Gene Ontology annotation, biological process: regulation of DNA-templated transcription. The transcript is spliced from 5 exons. Gene Ontology annotation, cellular component: nucleus.